AUGGUGAAAAUCGUGAACCAACACUGUGAUCUAGGCCUGGCCCUACUCCUGGCCUGGACAUUGCUAACAAGGCUGGUGGUGGUUGUGGGCGGUAAUGCCCAGCUGGUCAUCUCCUCAUCACGCUCGGCCGCCGAGUGGGAGGAGCAGCAGCUGUCCCAGCAGGAUGUGGGUCUCAGCUACCCGAGCAUCCACCGAAUGCUGCGGGAUGAGAACGAGCCGGCCAGCUUUCGAGGGGAGCUGCGCUACCAGCAGAAGCGCCACAAAAGGGAUUUGGAACUCAAUGCCCCAGCCAACAGGUUAAAUCUCACCCAUCGGGAUCUGAGAGCCUUCAACAGCAGUGGUGGCCAGUGGAAGGGCGACCUCCAAGCGAUCACAGCCAUAGAUCUCAGUGGCAAUCAACUGAGCAGCGUUAGCCUGGACAAGUUUAAGCAGCUGCGGCAACUGGAUGUGAGCAAUAAUUCUCUGACGAAUAUACCCCUCACUCUGGCUGACACCAGUGACACCCUACCUCUGAUGACACUUGAUCUCUCCUGCAAUCAAUUCCAACAUCUUUCCACAAACUUCUUCGUUCAGCGGCUGCCACAACUUAAGAAUCUCAACUUGGCACACAAUCAAUUGCUGAAUAUUUCACGGGAAUCGUUUUACAAUUUACUGGAAUUGCAAACGCUUAUACUCAGUCACAACAACAUCUCGGAUAUCGACUAUGAGACAUUCCUGGCCCUGCCAAAUCUCCAACACCUGGAUUUGUCACACAAUCACCUAAGUGGCUCCGCCAUUCGAGCUCUGCAGGGAAUACCCGAUCUGGUUAGCCUUUCGAUCGCCUACAAUCCGGAAGUAGGAGUGGCCAUGCAGGAGUUUGUCGCCUCCUGGAGCCUCAAGGAGCUAGAUGCCAGCGGCACUGGAUUGUGCCAAGUGCCAGCAGCUCUGGCUCAAUCUGUGAGGACUUUGAAGCUUUCCGACAACUGGUUUAAGGCCAUCAACUGCGGUGACAUGGACAGCUAUCCCCUAUUGCAAUAUCUGGAUCUCUCGCACUCCCGCAUCGCCCAAGUGGAGGACGAUGCCCUGGGUCGAUUGGAGCUGCUUACAUCCCUCUUUCUGGAUCACAAUCUGCUGAUGCGUGUGCCCAGCAGCCUGCCAACAUCGCUGGAACAUCUGUUCCUUCAGAACAACCAAAUCAUGGAACUGCCGCCACAAGCUUUUGCUAGUUUGGUGAAUCUACAGACCCUGGAUCUCUCCGGCAACCGCUUGAUCUUCCUGCCUGCCCUAUCCAUGCCCAAGCUGCUCACCCUCAACCUUCAAUCAUCGGGAGUGGAGAGUGUUAGUCAAUCAAUAGUGCACACUCUUCCCCAGCUAAGGGAUUUGCUCUUGGAAGACAAUCCCAUCAAAUGCAGCGAUCUGCUGGCCAUAGCCGAAUGGGCCAGUCCCUGCAGGGCAGUAGAGGGUCAGUCAAGGAGUGACACUGGACAGAGGAACCUAAAGGCGGAGUAUCUUCAGUUCCAUGACUUUUAUGAGAACUUUAGCGCAUGCAAGUGCGGUGAAAGGAAGCCGGAAAAUGAAACAAGGCCGCCGAGUUGCAGCGUUUCCAGAGCAACAGAAACAGCAGCAGCAGUUGCAACGACUCAGCGAACUAUGCCAAAAGUGAAAAAGUCAAAGGCAACAGACCCAGCAGCAACAUCAGCAACAGCAACACCUGCAACACAAGCAACAUCAGCAGAAAUAGCAGCAACAUCGCCAGCCCCAACAGCAAUGCAAUCAGCUGGCAACAACGUUUCCCCGUUAACCACAAAAACUUUGCGGCCAGCAGAAACAACUUCGUUAGAGCAACGGCAGCAAGAACAAAUCCCUGGCAUGCCAGCUCAGAACACAACAACUAGACCAGCCGAGAGCCUGCCAACUUUGGUCCAGACGGAGGCAACAACACCAGCUCCCAUUUUGGCAAUGCCAGCAGCAACAGCCACCGCGGCAACGGCAACGGCAACAACAAGAAUAAAUUCCAGCCAACCAGCGAACAUUAGUGGUGCCACAAAAACAACAGCAGCAGCAGUAGCAGUUGCAACAGCAACCACGGCAAUUGAAGUGCCACAAACAAUUUUGGCCAGCAAAAAAUCUGACAAAAUGCCAGCCGAUAAGGCACAAGGGACUUUAUUAAAAUACCCAACAAGCGACACAUCCGGUCAAGUAGCAACAGAAAAGGCAAAAUCAACAGCAACACACAAGCAUGCAACAUUGCAGCUGCACGUUAAGGAUCGCCAUCUAAUUGGCACACCGCUGCUGAUGCACAAGGGCGAUGUCCUGCUGGUGGAUGCCGAGCAUUUACUGCUCCCGGGCACGGCCACUGUGGCGGAUGCUGACGCGGAUUCGGUUGCGGAUAUGGAUUCCAGCAACUUGGACACGAGCCAGCAGCAACAUCAGCAGACGGAGCCGGAAAAGCGCCAGUCAGCGGCUGAUAAGCGACUGGCGGAAGCAAUAAACGGCGACACAAAGACGCCGGCCAAAAGCCACAAAAAGAAGCCAUCGCUGAGUAUCAAGAAGAUGACCUACAGUACCAAACAUGCUGUAAAACCAGCAGCGGUGAUGGCAGCACCUUCUACAGUAGAGCUUAGUACUUCAGCGACAUCGGUAAAACCACAGCACCAACAUAGCAGUGUAAACACUCCCCGAGAAGCCUCCUUGGAGGAGCUCAGUACCUUUGCCCAGCUAAAAGCCUAUGUGGAGCUUAAGAGCGAGUCAAAGCCGGAGCACCUGAUGGAUCAGCGGGAGGAGAACCAUCACAAUCUGACGGGUAAUCAUCCUGGCGUAAUGUUGCUGGUGGCCUGCAUCCUGUUCAUCGUUCUGAUGGCAGGCCUGGCGCAUGUCUACCGCUGCGAGUUGCCCUGGCAGCGAGGUAAUCGCUCCGGUCAUCUGCGACCGCACCAUCAGCGACACCUCGGCGACACCGAUGAUGUCCACAGCUUCCUGCAUUACCAGGGAUCCCUCAACUCAACGGGGGAUCCUGCUCGCCUGCACAAGUGGCAUCACAGCACCCGGCGAGAGGCUCCUUACAGCUCGCCGCUGCACAAUCUCCAGGCCCGUGAGUUGCAGCAACAGCAGCGCUGCCAGCAAUUCUACAGCGCCUCGCUGGCGGACAAGUGCUCCUCCGCCGGGUCCACCUCAUCGGGCAGUAGCAGCAGUCGCAGCAGCCUGCACUCGCCCAGCAGAGAUGACAGCUACUACAUAGAAAUGGCUCCCAGCAGUCCACCUGCGGCCAUGCCCAGCCUGCCCAUGGAGUUGCUGGGCGGCAGGAGUACCGGCAACGGUUCAGUCACCAGGACGGACCGGAUGGCAGCCACUGAUCUGGGCGGCACGACAGCGGAGGCUGAGUCCUCGACGGCGGUAGGCAUAAGAUCGGUAAGCAGCAGGCUGAUGGCCCCCAGUUCGAGGAGGUUGGGUCUUUGGUGACAAACCGUCUUUGGCCAGCGACAAUAUGCGCCCUUCCAGUAGAGAAAUAGAGUAAGGCAAAGCCCGUCAACUGUUAUCUGCCUAAUGAGUCAUAAAGCCAACUAAUUAAGGAGUUUAGAAAUUAAAAGGAUUUCUUUCUCAAAUUUAUAAUUUGCUAAGAACAUAGAAAAAACUAGUGAAGAAACUUUCAAACGCCUUUAAAAGUUCAGUUUAAAUAUUUCCCAUAAAUCUUUAAAGCCAUAUAUAAACAGGAUAGACACUUUCAUUCAAAUGCAACUUUUCAAAACUCUCUAGAGAACUGGAAACUGGGUACAUGCCAAGAUCUAUAUAUAUACAUAUAUGUAUCUGAACAGCAGAACAUAUAUUAUUUCAAGUUGGCUCCCAGGCUUGAUUUAUGAUGCCUCACCGCCGCCCACACGUUGCAGACCUCUUAGCGAUUCCGGUUAGCAGCAACAAUUUGUCAUAAAUUUCUGUUACGUAUACGCCGCGUGUACGCCCGGGAAAGGCGACGAGCGUAGACAAGCGGCCAAAUAGCCAACGCCAGCAAACUUUUUACGAGCCAUUCGAGCCGGCCAGCAGAGUGGAGUCAAGUCGAAUCGAGUCGAUGUGUCCAUCUUGUGGUCGUAUUUGGGUCAGUUUACUGGCCGAGUGCCGUGUGCGGGCCGCCAGUUAACUUUAUAUAAGUGCCUGUCCGUUUGCCAAGAUUAAGUGUUUUGAUAGUCAUGCAUAUAAAAAUGAAAUAUCGAUCAAGUAUUAAAUAACAAUUUAGUUUAUGACAGCCCCAAUUCAGUAAUCACAAGUUGUGGCAGCAGAUGCUGAGUAAGGCGGAUAAAUCGCAAGGAAUUGGUUGAGAGAGAAAAAAUCAAUAUGGGAACAAAUGGACAUUGUUUGUGACAGAACAAAUUGGCAUUUCGAAUUUUUAAUAUCGAUUUUGUAGGGCUCUAUUUUAUGGGGAGAAAUUAAAAGGGAACUUGCCACCUUUCAAGCCUUUCCUUUGAGUAUCCUUUAAGCCCUUCUCCCUGACUUCGAUGUUCGAUGCUUGACUACAACUUAACCUACUUUGCCAGCUGCUUCAGAUUCCCGAGUUUAAAUUGCAAUCUAAUUAAAGUUUCGUCCCUGCCCCUCCGGCAAGUUCACCCUUCGGUUAGUCGGCCAAGUGUUGGUCUAUCUGCCCUGGCAUCUAGCUGCCAUUCUCCACUCCACAUUGAUGGGGGAGAUUGAAAGUUGUGCUAAGGGUGGGAAUCAGCCCGCACUUAACCUCAUUUUACAAAUUGACCAGCACAACAUAUGGUGUAAAUCCAGCCAAAUGGCCAGACAUCUAAUCCGCCAUGCCAAAAGUGAAAUGUUGUAAAACUAUUUCGGGGGGAGCCUCGCGUUCACGUAUAUCUAACGGACAUCAAAAUAAUGUGGCAGCAAAUCAAAUUACAGGACACGCGGCUGCCUCUGGGUCUCCAGGGGUGGCAAAAUGGUCCGGGGAACGUCUUACGAACCGAGAACACAACAAUUACAUUAAGACACGAUAAAAACUUGUGCAACAAUCUCGCUUGCUACCCCCAAACCACAGAACUAAACUAAACCGAACUGAACGGAACUGAGCUCGGGCUGGGCUUGGACUUGGACUUGGACUGGGAAACGGUGGCAGUACCGACCCCUCUGAAGGACGGGCCACAGUCAUUGCACAGCUUUUUCAACUUUUUGUGGCUUUGUAAUUGGAAUACAAGGAGAAGGCGCGUGCACACAAGCGGCGACAGCAACAGGAAGCAAGUCGGAGAAAGUGAAACAGAGAAAGCUAGAUUUGGGAUAGAGAGCACUCAGAGAAAUGCUCGAGGAAUCUAAGCCUGAUUAAGGAAUAUUUCUAUAAUUCUAAUAAGACCAUAAUAUCAUUUCUUGAUCAAGUAUUUAAUUGAGAAUAUAAGCCUCGAUUAGUUUUCUAUUUUAUUCUAUAAACAGUU
This is a messenger RNA of Drosophila serrata, 5390 nucleotides long. RefSeq names its product leucine-rich repeat-containing protein 2mit (gene 2mit). Gene Ontology annotation, molecular function: protein binding. The record is from RefSeq and is a predicted model, not a curated record. NCBI's taxonomy places the organism in Eukaryota, Metazoa, Arthropoda, Insecta, Diptera, Drosophilidae.